AUGGCGUUCCUGUUUGAUAAAUUUGAACAACAGGGUGACCAGGACCUUCGCCUUGACUUUUUCUUUACCACGCGGGGCACAGAGAUGCAACGUACACCAUUGGGGAUGUUUAGAUCUUUGCUGCGCCAGAUUUUCACCUGCGAUAUUAGUGUGCGCCCUAAAUUGUGUGAGAUCCUUGAGCAAAGAUCUAUGCAAUUUGGAGAAGCCAAGUGGGAAUGGCCACGAGUGGUGCUAGAAAAGCUACUAGCAGAUAUCAUCCUGGAAUCUGCGAGUCGACAGCAUGUGACUGUCUUCAUUGAUGCACUUGAUGAGGCUGGGGCUGAGUCUGCUCAGCAGCUAGCAGCAUAUUUCCAUCGGAUUAUUGACCGUGCGGGCGAAAGGGCCGUUCAUGUGUGUAUCUCAUGUCGACACUAUCCCAUCGCGAGAAGUGCCCGACCUAUCGACGUACACAUGGAAAACCAUAAUCAUGAUGAUAUUGCCGCGUAUAUCAGGAAUAAUCUUACUGAAACUGAUACUGGAGACAGUUCCAGUAAAGAUUCAGAGACAGAGCAGUUACUACUGGCAGAACAACUGAUUCAGCAAGCAAAUGGCUCUUUCCAAUGGGCCCAUCUCGUCAUACCUCUUGCUCAGCGGAAGGUCUUCGAAGGCGAAUCGCUUAAAGAUAUUCAGUGCUGGCUAAAAGAGGUCCCAGAUGAUCUGGAGGAAACGCAUACAUAUAUCCUCUGCAGCGUGAUAGAGACGAGGAAUCGGCAGCAGUCAUAUUUAUUGUUUCUGUGGAUUUGCCUGGCUGAGCGACCACUAUCAGUCACAGAAAUUCGGUAUGCCUUGAAUGUUAGUAGUAAUGCACAAGUGACGCACCCUAGCAGUUCAAAGCCAUGGGAGAUGGCUGGCGGUCAUGUCGAAAGCGAUGAACGGAUGAAACGAAGAAUCAAGGCGCUCUCCGGGGGACUCGCCGAAGUUCUUCUAAGUGGAGAUGACAUUGAAACCAUACAGGUAGUGCACCGGUCAGUCAGUUAUUUUCUACACACAAAAGGACUAGGGCUUUGGUUUUCCAUGAUUAAUACCGGCAAAUGGCAUGUGGUUGGCGAUUCGGCGAAUGUUCUUCAAUGUCAGGGUAUUCUCUACCAAUCAUGUCUGGCUUAUCUAGCCGAAGUUCCUUUACCACAAGAAAGAAGUCACCAAACCAAUUACAAAUACGACAUCAUCGAUGGGUCCAAUAUUACAAAAUGCUCGAUCCAUACAACGCAGCAUGUCCGCCACAUAACACAGGUCAUCCAUGUGGCGGCAGCUAUAGGCUCCUCUGAUUCCAUUGAAUCAUUGAGCGAUGGAGACAUUGCGAUGACGGAUGAUCACGGAAAUACCGCACUCUAUUUAGCAGCACAAAGGGGCCAUAUUGUGACGGGUGAAACACUGCUAGAAAGGGAGCAGACAGCGAAGCAAAUAACAAAGGUGGAAGAACACCAUUACUUGAGGCAGCUGGCUAUGGACAGCUGGGAUUUGUUGAGUGGCUCUUCCAAGCGGGAAUCGAGCUUGAACCAUUGA
Messenger RNA from Penicillium angulare, 1542 nucleotides. RefSeq lists its product as uncharacterized. NCBI's taxonomy places the organism in Eukaryota, Fungi, Ascomycota, Eurotiomycetes, Eurotiales, Aspergillaceae. The record is from RefSeq and is a predicted model, not a curated record. Bases 1 to 1542 code for a protein of 513 amino acids. The transcript is spliced from 2 exons.